Scutellospora calospora is the source of this 717-nucleotide messenger RNA. NCBI's taxonomy places the organism in Eukaryota, Fungi, Glomeromycota, Glomeromycetes, Diversisporales, Gigasporaceae. The record is from the annotation of a GenBank genome assembly.
AUGCUUCCACCAUUAAUACCACCAUUCCGUUAUGCUAUUGUUGAGGAUGAAGUAUAUAGGGGAGCAUAUCCCAAAAAUCGGAAUCAUCGUUUUCUUAAAAGACUUAAAUUAAAGACAAUGCUUUCUCUAAUUCCUGAUCAACCAGUUCUUGAAUUAUUGGAAUUCUGUCAAGCUCAGAAUAUUCGUAAUAUUCAUCUUCAAGUUAGUAAAGUAAAGGACAACGUACCUUUGAGUUAUAGCAAAGCUAUUCAAGCUGUACAAAUAAUUAUAGAUCCAUCAAAUCUACCAAUAUUUAUUCAUUGCUUAGAUGGUGCAAAUGUUACUGGUCUAGUCGUUGCUUGCUUGCGAAAAUUACAAAUGUGGAGUAUUCCUUCGUGUAUGGGUGAAUUUCUUCGAUAUCUUCGCGGUGGUGUAAUAUCAUCAGAAGAAAGUGAGUUCAUCGAAAAAUUUUCAGGAGAAAUCGAAAUUCCUCGGACAAUUCCUCAAUGGUUAUGGGGUGGUCACGUUACUUCGAAUAAACACCCAAGGUUAAAACUUAAAUUUUUAGACCCUGGAGUUAUUGAACAAUCUGAACAAAUAAAGAAAAGUGGGACAAGCAUUGAAAUGGAUAAUAAAGAAGAUUACCGCAAGAGAGUUAACGGCAAAUAUGGACCAAGCGAAGUAUCAAUGACAUUACAAGCUUUAGCAUUAGAAGGUCUAGAUGAUAUUAAUGAUUGA